Molecule: messenger RNA, 927 nt
Organism: Chaetura pelagica (chimney swift)
Lineage: Eukaryota; Metazoa; Chordata; Aves; Apodiformes; Apodidae
Gene: SOCS1
Product: suppressor of cytokine signaling 1
Exons: 1
Coding region: 30-653 (207 amino acids)
Biological process (GO): intracellular signal transduction; phosphatidylinositol phosphate biosynthetic process
Cellular component (GO): phosphatidylinositol 3-kinase complex
Molecular function (GO): 1-phosphatidylinositol-3-kinase regulator activity
Source: RefSeq, a predicted model, not a curated record
AGACCGCAUCCCCGGGGCUCGGCUGUAGGAUGGUAGCUCACAGCAAGGUGUCAGCAGAUAACGCAGUUGCAGCAGACCCGAGAUGUCUCCUUGACCCUCCGGCACGGGAUCGCUCACAGGCUCGAGGCUACCAGGGCCCAGGCCGGCCCAGCACUCUGCAGGCACAGAGCAACACCCACUUCCGAACCUUCCGCUCGCAGGCGGAUUUCAGCAGCAUCACUCGAGCAAGCAGCCUGCUGGAUGCCUGUGGCUUCUACUGGGGACCUCUCACUGUCAGUGCUGCCCACGAGAAGCUGAAGUCUGAGCCCGAGGGCACCUUCCUCAUCAGGGACAGCACACAGAAGAAUUGCUUCUUUGCCAUCAGUGUUAAGACUGCGACUGGGCCCACCAGCAUCCGGAUAAACUUUCAGACUGGGCGUUUCAGCCUGGAUGGCAGCAAAGAGAGUUUUGACUGUCUGUUCAAGCUGCUGGAACAUUACCUAUGCUCCCCCAGGAAGGUCCUGGUUACCCCCCUGCGCAAGGUCCGCGUGCAGCCCCUGCAGGAGCUCUGCCGGAAGAACAUUGUGAAGGCUUUUGGAAGAGACAACUUAAACCAGAUUCCCCUCAAUCCUGUUUUAAAGGACUAUCUGAAAUCCUUCCCGUUUCAGAUAUAAGCAAAGCAUUAACUGUACAGGGAGAGGUGAGAGAUGCGUGAAGAAAUCCAGCUUCCUGGGUUUUUUAACAUGUUUGACAGUGAGCAAACUUAUUUUUGUAGCAAUUUACUGUAUUUUGGGAUGGAACUUGAACACUUGACUUCUUAUGUUUACAAAAACUGUUUGCACAAAUCUGGGGUUUUAAAACCCUGGCAUAAUUUUUCUGCUAAGCAGAAUAUUUUGCUAUUUUAUACUAUUUUUAAUUAUAGUAAUGUAAUAAACUUUAUUGUGAAAG